This is a messenger RNA of Brachypodium distachyon (stiff brome), 2099 nucleotides long. RefSeq names its product WPP domain-interacting protein 2. Bases 235 to 1809 code for a protein of 524 amino acids. The record is from RefSeq and is a predicted model, not a curated record. The transcript has 3 exons. Lineage: Eukaryota; Viridiplantae; Streptophyta; Magnoliopsida; Poales; Poaceae.
AUAAGAGGUGGAGGAAAACUCUAUUUUCCGGUUUGUUUACUCUGCUUCCCUUUUCUCCCAGACUUUCACUCCUUGGAUCUCCAAGAUCGAAUCCGAGAAUUCCCGAUCCCCAUAGCCCUGCCAUGCGCCCUUACCAAUCCCACGAGCUCGUGUCUCGCGUUUCCCUGUCAGCUGUUCCGUGAUCCCAUCCAGCUCCUAAAGCCGCCGCGGUUGACGCCAAUUGCGUCGACCGGCAUGGAUUCCGGCGCCAACAGCAGAAACUCUGUCGGGGAUUCGCCGCCGCCGGCUUCCCCGCCAAGCCAUCUGGUCGCCAAAGGCCGUGGUCUCCGCCGGUGGCGCCGUAUCCGCCGCGAGCACCACGACGACGAAAGCUCCCCAGCCUGCCCUGUUGCUUCCGGCGGCGGCGGCGGCGCUGACGAGGACUCGUCGCAGCUCCACAAGCGCCGUCUCCCCGUCGCCGCCGACGCGCCUAAGGGGAAGCAAGACGCGGCAGCCGCGGAGGAGAGCCCAGCAGCGUCGGUGGAGUCCAGCUUCGUGCCGCCGGAGGCGCCGCCGUCGCCAGCCCCGACUAAGCUGGACCCAGAUCUCGGCCUCCUGAUCGCGUCCGCCGGAUUCUCGGUGGGCGCGGGCGGGGCCGACUCGGACAACAGCGACGACCGAACCAGCAAGUCCUCCACCGCGCUCCCGCGCCACGACUUCAUGCUCGGCGGCUUCGGCCGCGAACGCGACAGGGCGCGAUCCCGCGCCCCCGGCGCCACUGUUCAUCAUGGCAAAAAUCUCCGUAGUGCACGCGCGCGCGGCGCUAGUGCGCGCGCUGCCUCUACAGCCUCCUCCACGGUGGAAGCGGAGAACUCGCGCUCGAGUGUUGAGUCUGACCUCCGCAGCUCCAACGCUACUCACGCACGAAAAUCAAGUGCUGGCAUCGGUAGCAAUGGCGUUCACAAGUUUCUGCACACUGAUGGAGAGCACAGUGACGAGGAACGUCCAAGUGAGCCCUUGCUGUCUGGAGCAGGAGGGUUAUAUGAGAAUGGGAGUGUAGUAGGGAGAAUGGGAAUUGGGAACGGUGAUUCAUAUGUCAAUAAUCAUAUCUUUCAUGAGUCGAGCAUUGGCGAGGGUGAGAAUGGAGGGAUCCAUUCAGGUCUCGAUCCUUACACCGAAUCAAUUGGGAUGCUUCAGUCGGCACAAGAAGCACUUGAGAAUGAGAUCCAAAAGUUUUUGGAAAUCGGAAAAGAUGACAUUGAAAAUUCCACAACCAACUACAAUGGAAAUGAAUGGAGUAGUUCACCCAAUGGUGAAGAAUUUUCAGAAGAACUAGGUGAAAAGUUGAAGCUCCUUGAGUCCAAACUGGAAGAAACUUCAUUACUCAUCAGUGAGAAACUUGAUGCACUCAACCAGACACAACCAAUGGAAGCCAUGCUUCUGCAAUCUGAAGUUGAUCAACUACUCAUGGAGAAGAUGGAAGCAGAGAUUCAGUGCUUCAUUAUGAAAAGAGCUUCAGAAGCUUGGCAACCCCAGACCGAAGAUAAGGUUUCUCUGUGCGAGGCACAGAAAUCUCUGUCGGAGGAUCAUAAACAGUUGGAAGUCAAGCUACGGCACACCGAGAGUAGAGCGAUGACACUGGAGGCGAUGGUGGAGAAGCUAGAAUCACAAUGCAAAGAGCUUUCGAGCACUUCAGAAGUCGUCAAGCUGCAGGCCAGAGCAACUAGAGCUUCACUUUUUUGUGCCAUUCAGCUAGUGCUGCUGUGCAUCGCAGUAGGGACCUUCCUCGCGCGGGUCUUUCCCUCUCCUCCUGAGUUUAUACCCACUUGAGAAUGGAUAGGAGGCGCGUUGCGAACAUUUAUGUCGAGCGGGAGCAUCCGGUAUUCGAUGUCAAGGUCUCUCAAGAUCUUCAUCAUCUCGUGGAGAAUGAGCUCCCUUCUUUCAAACCUCAUCCCCAUGUCCUGGAAGUUGAUCGUGUGGCGGCACCAUAUAGAUAUUUUCAGCCUGUUUGUAUCGUCGAUGUCGCGGAGCACGACCAUGGAGCCAGGGUACCAGUGUUCCUUCUUGUUGUCAAGGUAGCUGAAAUUUGAUAUGAGAAUGGAUAUGAUUGAUUUAACACA